UUCGAGCAACCGGACUGUGCAGAUCGCUCUCUACGUCCCUAUUUGCGCCGAUCAUUCAAUCAAGUUCGGUCGAACAAUUGUUGGAUCUACUUUUGCUUUCGAGAAUCUCCAUUUUCUAGUAUCCUUCGAAGUCCUGCGUAUCCACCAUGAGCUGCCCAGUGAGAAGCGGAUUUGUGGAUUCGGUGCAAGGUGGGCAUCAUCUCGGUUCGGAGGCUGGCAUGCUGUACGGCGAGUACCUGAUGCUGGACAAGGUGCUGAGCGCCCAGCGGAUGCUGUCGGUCGAGGGCAAGAAACCGGUGCACGACGAGCAUCUCUUCAUCGUCACCCAUCAAGCUUACGAGCUGUGGUUUAAGCAGAUCAUCUUCGAGCUCGAUUCGAUCCGCGUACUGUUCAGCACCGAGCACAUCGAGGAGUCACGCACGCUGGAAAUCUUGAAGCGCCUGAACCGUAUCGUCAUGAUCCUGAAGCUCCUGGUGGAUCAGGUUCCCAUCCUCGAGACGAUGACACCGCUCGAUUUUAUGGACUUCCGUGACUACCUGUCACCGGCAUCCGGCUUCCAGAGCCUGCAAUUCCGGCUGCUCGAGAACAAGCUGGGCGUUAAGUCAGAGCAUCGCGUCAAGUACAACCAAAAGUACACGGAAGUGUUUGCGAGCGAUCCGUCGGCGAUCGAUCGUAUAGCCGUGACGGAGGAGGAACCUUCGUUGGCCGAUCUGGUGCAGAAGUGGCUCGAACGUACGCCCGGUCUCGAGGAGGAUGGUUUCAACUUCUGGGGCAAAUUCCAGGAGAGCGUCGAGAAGCUGCUCAGCGAUCAGGAAGCGAGUGCCAUGAAAGAGGAACACGAGCAUGUGCGCGAGUACCGGCUGAUGGAUAUUGGGAAGCGGCGCGAGGUGUACAAGUCCAUCUUCGAUGCGGAGGUCCACGAUGCGCUGGUGGCUCGUGGUGAGCGUCGGUUCACGCAUAAAGCACUGCAGGGUGCCAUCAUGAUUACGUUCUAUCGCGAUGAGCCACGCUUCAGUCAACCGCACCAGCUGCUGAUGCUGCUGAUGGACAUCGAUUCACUGAUUACCAAGUGGCGCUAUAACCACGUGAUUAUGGUGCAGCGUAUGAUCGGUUCGCAGCAGCUCGGUACCGGUGGAUCCUCCGGCUAUCAGUAUCUUCGCUCGACGCUCAGCGACCGGUACAAGGUGUUCCUGGAUCUGUUCAAUCUCUCCACCUUCCUGAUACCGCGCAACACGAUCCCGCCGCUGACGAACGAGAUGCAGAAGGCUCUUAACAUGGCCUGGGGUUCACCGGCGCAUACGGCAACCCGCAACGGCACUCUGCACUAGGCCUUCUGCGCCAUUCCCCACUCAACAAUGCGUUCCGAGUAUUGUAGACCUGUAGAGGCUGACGUGGUUUUUGCUUACCUCCAGCGAAGAGAUAGCAUUCCCAGGGUAGUGACACCCAAAAACACACAAACAAACACACGUUUCGCAUGAUAUAGUGCGGCACAAUCCGAAUAAAGAGCGAGACAUAAAUUAAAACCCUUCCUCCUAUCGCAUCUUGAUUAUCGCAUGUGCGCGUGUUGCAAUCGCAGUAAAUCUUGGGCCAAACCGGGAGUUGAUCCUCUCUCUGGCGUAUGGUCGCAUGGUGAGUUGAAUGUGCACGUUUGGUUUGUUGACCCCUAAAUGUUAGGCUCCAAAGGUGACGUGGGUGGGCGAAUGGACGAAAAAAACAAUGAAAAACCUACCUGUAAAAUGUAAAAUGAAGAUCGCGCUA
This is a messenger RNA of Anopheles darlingi, 1758 nucleotides long. It is a transcript of the gene vermilion, whose product is annotated as tryptophan 2,3-dioxygenase. The record is from RefSeq and is a predicted model, not a curated record. NCBI's taxonomy places the organism in Eukaryota, Metazoa, Arthropoda, Insecta, Diptera, Culicidae. Gene Ontology annotation, molecular function: metal ion binding; heme binding; L-tryptophan 2,3-dioxygenase activity. The coding region runs from base 147 to 1328 and encodes 393 amino acids. The transcript has 7 exons.